AUGGCCGACCGAUUUCCGUCGCUUGAAGACUUCGAUUCAGGAGCACAGCCAGAUAUCAAGAACCCCUCGGCAGAGCCUUCGGCCGAUGAUUUCCUAGCUCGCGAAAAGGCUCUUCUCGGUGAUGAUGCCGACCAGUUUGCAACUGCCCAGGAUGCGUCUGCCUUGGGAGACGGUGGCGACCUGCUAGGCGAAGGCGAAAACAUCGACUCGACGUUUGAAUCACAGUUCCCAGAUCUGUCAAACCCCGUGGCGGGUACCGGAAUCACCCCAGGCAACACCGUUACUGGUCCUUCCGUCAGCUACAACUCAGGAUUCCAGACCACCGUUGACGACGAGGAGGAGCCCGACGUUAUCAAGGAGUGGCGCGAGCGCCGCGAUGCUCAGAUCCAAAAGCGAGCUGAGCAGCUCGCCGCUCAACGAGAGGAGACCAUUAAGGAAGCCCAGUCCAACAUCGAUGACUUCUACAACAACUACAACGCCAAGAAGGAGAAGGAGAUCGCCCAGACCCGUAAAGAAGCAGAGCAGUUCCUCGCUAACAUUGAUGAUACCGUCUCUGGAGGAACAAGCUGGGAUCGUAUCGCUAAGCUUGUCGACGUCAGCGGGAAGGGCGCUAAGGGCGGUGCUUCUGGAUCCGGCAAGGAGCGCUUCCGCGAGGUGCUGAUGGGUUUACGGAAAGACGAGAAGGCGCCUGGAGCUACGGGCUACUAG
Molecule: messenger RNA, 708 nt
Organism: Clonostachys rhizophaga
Lineage: Eukaryota; Fungi; Ascomycota; Sordariomycetes; Hypocreales; Bionectriaceae
Source: the annotation of a GenBank genome assembly